AAAUUACUAUAGUUUACGUUUUUGAGCCACAUCACACAAUAAAUUAAAUUUCGUUACGUAUUUUUAAUAUAAAAAAUUAGUUAUUGUUACAAAAAUUAGUAUUUUGAUGAAAGGUCUCAUUAAUUAGGGUGUCAAACAAUUAAAAACUUACAAUGUCGGAUAAUGAUAACAAACCACCGGAUUUACCAGAUAGUAAUAAAGAAGAUGAUAAAAGUUCAGUGGAUUUAGUUAAUUUAAAUACUACUGAUAAAUGUGACAAUCCUGGUUCGCUGGUGGAUUAUAAGAAUUUAAUGUUGAAAAAUAAAUUUGAUUUGAAGAAAAAAGAAGAAGAAGUUCAGGAGUAUGCAAAGAAAUUGACAAAAAUAAAAUCAAAAGUUAAAUCACGUCGUAGUGUUGACACAUCGGGGUUGUCAUCAGUAAAUGAAACAAUGUCACCUUCUAAAUUGGAUCAUAGUGAAGCUCAAACACCAUCGGAAAGAAGUCAUCUGUUGCAACAAAAAUUGGAAGAAAAUCGUAAAAUAUUUGAACAGAGGAAUAAGAAUUUAAUUGAAAGUAAACGUGCUGAUGAAGUUAAACUUGAAGAGAUUCGCCAGCAGUUAUUUAGUGGAGAGACGACUGUUAGUGAGGAUAUUAAUUUUAAAUAUUUAACUGAUGAUAAAGACAAAAAAAUUGUUGAUUUAAAUAAUAAAGUUAUGGAACUCGAGUCAAUAAUUAUGGAUUUAAAGGACAAUUUGAAUAAUAAAGAUUCUGUUAUUGAGUCGAAAACAAAAGCUAUCACCUUAGUCUCGGAUAAUUUAUCGCUGAAGAGUAAGGAGACGUUGGAUCAGCUAGAGGAUACCAAGGAUGAGAUGCGGAGUAUGCAGGAGAAUUUUAUUAAAAUUGAGAGUAAUCUUAAAGUUAAAAUAGAUAGUUUAAUAAUGGACAUUGGAGAGAAGGAUAAAAAGAUAAAUGAGUUAGAGGGGGAGAUGCACAAAGAACAGGAGAGUGUGAGCACUGUGACUGACGAUACGCUGGAUAGUAGAAACGAAGAAGUUGAUAAACUUAAAAGCGAACUCGAUGAAUUAAAUAAAAGUAUGAUUAAAAUAAAGGCACAAAAUAAAAGCAAAUUGAAAAAUUUACAAAGACGAUUGGAUAGAUACCAAAAGUCUGCGGAUCCAAAUGACCAAGUUGUAAAUUUAAUAAAUCAAGUAUCUAUUUUAGAAGAAGAAAAAGGUAAUCUCCAGCUGAGUCUUGUAGACUUUGACGAAAUUAAAGCAACCAAUCAAGAGUUGCAGAAACAAAUAAGUGAUUUGAGUGAGGAAUUUAAUAAACAGAAACAACAAAUUCAAGUACAUGUUGAUGCAUUAGCUCUUUUGGAAAAUGAAAAGCUAGAUCUUGUUCAAGAAUUAGAAAAAGUUAAAGAAGAAGCAGCCAAAUUAAAAUCUGAAAAUGGAGAAUGUGAAAAUCUACGAGUUACUGCCGAACUAAAAGUUGUCGAGUUAGAGGAACAAUUAGAGUUAUUAUACAAACAAAAUAAUAAAACUGAUGAACCAGAGACAUUUGUUGACAAUAAUAAUGAGCUGGUAAUAAAAUUAAAUGAACUGCAAGAUAAAUUUGAUUUGGCAAUGCAGGAAAAAAUUUUGUUAGAAGAUAAAUUGAAUAAUUUAACAAACUCGGCGAGUACUGAUCAUGACGAUCAAGAAGUUGCUUUGAUGUCUCUUAAAACAGAGAUUGUUAAUUUAAAGCAAUUGAACGAACAGCAGCGGACAUUUAUCGAUGAUAUUCAGUUACAUUUAACUGAUAAUCAAUUGGAAUUGGAACAGAAAAAUAAAUUGCUCGAUCAUUAUGAAGGAUUGAUUGAUAACUGUACUAAAAUUCAAGCUAAAUUGUCUGAUAUGUUGAUUAAAAUUGAUGAUGGCAAAGCUGGUGACGAUAAUGUCGAUAUUUCUUCCUUAGAAGCUAAACUUGAUGAUAAUGAUUUAAAUAUUUCGCAAUUGAAGAAGCAAGUUGAUGAUAAAAACAUAUUAAUUGAUGAUCUUAAAGUGCAAUUAGAUAAUUUAAAUAGUGAGUACGAUAAUUUUAAAGCUGAAAAAGAGAGUACUGUUGGUAAAUUAAAUCUUAAAUAUGAAGAAGAUAUAAAUAUGUUGACUAAAUUGAUGGGUGGAUUGAAUAGCGAGUUAGAGGAUAAGAAGAAUCAAUCGGAUUUGGACAAAUUAAGGAUAGAAAGUUUAGAAGAGAGUUUAAGGUUCCAUGAAAUUGAAAUUGAAAAGGGUAAAAAAUUGAUUGAAGGAUUGAAUUUAAAGUUAGAGGAAAAAUCGGAGGAAUGUUUGAAAUUAUUACGCGAGGGUAGUGAUGAUAAAGUUGAGAAAAUAGAUAAUUUGACAAAUAAAAUUCUUGACAAAGAGCAAGUUAUUGAAACUUUUUUGCAGGAAAAAGAAAUGCUUGAGGGUAAAAUACAUGAAGAAACAGUUAAAAGUAAUGAACAAAUGUGGGUGAUUGAAGAUUUAAAUAAUCAAAUUUAUAAAUUGAAGGUUGAAAUGACGGAAAAAGAAGCUAAUUUAUUGUCAAUGUUAAAUGAAAAAGAAACCCUUGAGAGUAAAUGGAGGCAUGAAGUUAAUGAAAAUCAAGGCAAAUUAGAGAGAUUAAAUGAAUUGUCACAAGAAAUAGAUAAUUUGAAUAGUAAAAUAAACGAUUAUGAAGCUCAAUUAAGUGAAAUUUCAAAUGAAAAAUUAUUGUUGGAAAAUAAAAUUGAGGAAAGCGAAAAUGAAUUAUCGAUGAUUAAUAAUUUACAGAGUGAAAUAGAUGCGUUGAAAAAUAAUUUAAGUGAUAAUGAAAAUAUAAUUGAGUCAUUGAGACGCGACAAAGAAAUUCUGGAACAUCAAUUACGUGAUGCGGAAAAUAAAUUAUUAAUUAUUGAUGAGUUGAAUAACGAAUUAAAUGCUUUGAAGACUACACUAGCAGAUAAAGAUAAUGAAAUAAUUGAAUUAUCUCGAGAUAAAGAAAUUUUACGGGAUGAAUUGCAAGUUAAAAAUAACGAAUUGCGAGUUAUUGAUGAUUUACAUCGUGAACUGGAUAAUGUUAAGAUGAAAUUAGCUGAGAAAGAUGAAAUGAUUGAGUCUACUUUGAAGGACAAAGAAAUUUUGGAAGAUCAACUUGGACAGAGUGAAGGUAAAUUGAAAAUAUUUAACGACGCGAAUCAUGAGUUGGAAAUUAUUAAGCACAAAGUAAUGGAGAGAGAAGAAAUAAUUGAAUCGAUGUCUAGAGAAAAAGGAAUUCUGGAAGAAUUGUUGAGCGAGAAGGAGGAAAAACUUCGAUCGUUUGAUCAGCUGACACUUGAGAUGGAGGCGAUGAAAAAUCAAAUGAUGGCUGAUAAAGAAAUAAUUGAUUCGAUUUAUGCUGAUAAAUCUGUAAUGGAAGAUAGACUUAGGGAAGAGAUGAGUGAAAAUCAGAGUUUGUUGAUUAAAAUACGAGAAUUAUUGUCGGAAAUUGAGAAACUGAAGAACGAAUUGAAUAGCAAAGAGGCAGAAUUGGAAGAAAACUUUAAAAUUAUUGAUGACGUGAAGAUGCAGCUUAGAAACCAGUCGGAGUAUGCGGAAAAUUUGAAAGUACAAAUUGAUUCGUCUAAUCGUAUGAUUGAUCAGAUUAAAAUUACACACGCAGAUGAAUUGAAUGCAUUGAAUAAUCAAUUGGAUUCAACUGUUAGAGAUUUGAAUUUGAAAUUAAAAGAAAUUGAUGAUUUGAAAGCUGCUUUAAGUGAUAAAGAAAAAUUAAUUGGCAAUAAUAUUACUAAAGAGGUUAAAAUUGAUUUAGAAAAUAAAAUUUUUCAAUUAGAGCGUCAGCUUGAAGAUGCUCAUAAUAAUAAUGCGAGUCAGUUGCAAAAAAUGAAGAUAAUUGCAGCUAAUUUGAAGAAGAAAUCAAUUCAGUGUCAAGAGCAUGAGAUGAAAUUGAAUGAGUAUGAUGAAAAAUGGGAGCACGAGACACGGGAGAAAGAUUUAUUGAAUGAAAAAGUUGUUGUGCUUCAAACAGAACUUGAAGAAAAGAAUAAACAAAGUGAGGAGUUGGAAAAAUUAUUACAGGAUAGUAUCCGUGAGCUUGAUGACUUGAAAUUAAAUCACGAAAAACUGCAGGCUGAAUUUACGCAAGUGGAUAAAAUUCUUCGGGAAAAUAAUCAGGAGCUCGCUGCGCUGAGAGAAAAAUAUCAGAAACUUGAAGAGGAAAUUAAAGAACGCGUUGAUGAAGUCGUAAGAAUUGAACGGCUACGAGAUGAAGUGACGGCAGAGUUUACUAAAUUUAAAGAAGAAAAUUAUCGAGAUAAAGUUGAGGUGGACAGUGAACUUGAAGAGACGAAGGAAAAAGCUCGUGAACUUGGUGUUCGUAUGCAAGUUAUGGAGAGUGAGUAUUUGGAACAUUUGAAUACUAUUCAGAUGUUGAGAACAGAAAAUGGUAUGCUGAUGUCCAAACAUUCACAGUUGAAUGAACGCUUGGAGACCACGGAAAUUGAUUUUGAAAAGAAGAUCAAUGACUUAGAAAACGUUAAAAGUAAACUUGAAGAGGAGAAUGAGAAAAAAAAUAAACAGCUUGCGGAUAUUGAGUUGAAAUUAAUUGAAGCGAAUCGAGUUGUCGAAGAACUUAAAUUACAAAAUAAUAAUUUAGAAGAUAAAAUUUUGGUAAUUGAAGAGCUUGAAGUAAAAAUUAAAAAUUUGGAAGAACAAAUUGAAACUGUAAAUAAAGAAAAAGAAUUUUUAGUAGAAAAAUUAGAAUCUUUAUCGUUAGCUAAAGAAUCUGGAGCUAUAACAGAAGAAGUAGGAGGGCAGAAUAUAGAAAAUAUUGAAGAACCGGAUGCAAAACUUGUUGACGAAGAAGAAUGGGGAUGGAAUGCUCAAGAAGCAGAGAUACCUGGUAUUCAAAUUACACCUUUUCGCACUGAAGAAACGCAGAUGCAAGCUAAAAUAGCUGAAUUACAAGACACUAUAAAAGAUCUGGAGGAAGAAAAAUUACGACUAAGUGAUGAGUUGAAGGCUAUACAAAUUAAAAACGGUAAAUUGAUAAGGAAAGUUAAGGAAUUUAAAAUUCACAAUGAUAAUUUAUCACAGCAAUUAAAAUUACAAAUGAAUUCAAAUAAAUUUAGUGAUUUAGAUUCGGCUAUUGAGGAAGAACUUAAGAGCCAAGUGGCCCAGCUUGAGAAAAAUUUGAAUACAGCCAAGAGUGAUAAUGAAAAAAUAGCCGCUGAAAGAGAUAAUUUAUUGAAACGCAUCGACGUUUUGACUGCGGCCAAUGAAAGUUUUAUCGAGACAAAAGAACGCCAGGACCGGGAUAUUGAAGUUAUGGUAAUUAGAAACAAAGAAUUGAGUAAUAAAAUUCAUUUGCUGGAGUCUAGAGUCCCGACAACCGGGGAUUCAGAUGAAAAAGUUGACGGCUCGCAUGAAUCGCACGGCGACGAGUGUGUCAAGUGUAAAGAAAAAAUAAACGAACUGCAAGAAAAUUUAGAAUUGCUGUCUAAUGAAAAUGAAGAACUGAGAGCACUUAUUGAGCACGAAAAAAUGGAACUGAGUAGACAGAAAAGAGAGAUUGAAGAGUCGAAAAAUUUAGCUGAAGGUAUGAAAGUUAAUUUCUACGAUAUGCUUGAAAAGUCACAUACUAAAGAAAAAAGUUGUUUAGAAAAUCUAAGCGAAGUAACGGAGAUAAAAGAAAAUGUUGAGGAAAAUCUUGAGAGCACUUUGAAAGAAGAGAGACUGAGGAUUGAGCAGUUGGAAAAAAAAAUAGCUGAAGAUGGUGAGGUAAUAAGUAAAUUAAAUUGCCAAGUUGAAGGCUUAAACAUCGAGCUGGCCGUCAAAGAAACCUUAAUAACCGAGGUGAAAGUACAAUUGGAACAAGUUGAAGCUGCUCUCAAGGUUAAAGUUGAGCUUAAAGAGCAACUCGAGUUAGAGCGCGAUAACCUUUUACAUUCUUUGCAACAAUUAAAUGAUCAGAUUUAUGAAAAUAAUAUUGCGCUUGAGGAAAAAGAUAAUCGAUUAAUUUUAUUGGAAAAUAAUUUACAAAACACGUCGGAAGAAUUAAGAGCACGUGAUGAUACUAUAGUACAAAUGAAUAAUACGUUGGUUGAAUUGCAGCAACUGUUGGAGAUGACGAAUGAAGAAAAAAAUAAAUUGAAAGCCGAUUACGAUCAACUGAUUGAUGAGUUAAAAUUAACAAGUCAACAAGUUGAAAAUUUGACAGCAAAAGCUAGAGAGUUAGAGGAAUUGAGAAUAGAAACUGAUAAUCAUUUACAGAUGUGUCGCAGUGCUCAAGUUAAAUGCUUGGAUGAUCUUGAAGGAGUUGGCGCUGAGAAAAUUAGAGUAGAAGAAACUUUAAGCUCUUUGACAAGUCAAGUGUCUGGUAAAUAUCAAGAGUUUGCGGAAAAAGAUUUGCGUAUCCAGACAUUAGAGGAAGAUUUAAUUAAUUUGUUGAAGGAGCGCGAUAAUUAUUUAAAGUCUUAUGAAGAAACGGAUAGUAAAUUGAGUGAAAUAACUGAUGCAAUGGCUAAUGUUACUGAAUUAUUGAAUGUACGAGUUCAAGAAGUUGCUGAUUUGAAACAGUAUAUCAAGAAACUUGAGUUUGAUAGACUAAGUAUCGAUGAUCUUAAUGCCCAGAUAAAUAAUUUAAAUGACAGGUUAACGGAUAAAGAUAAUGAACUAGCGGAAAUGAGGAAUAAAUUCACUGAGGAGUUGGAUGAUAAAGUAAAAGAAAUUAUUUCUUUGCAAUCUAAACUCGAGGAGUUGGACAAAGAGUACAGUAGUAUUAUUUCUAGCUCGAAUAAUCAUGCGGAAGAAAAUAAAUUAUUGAAGGAAGCGAUUAAUAAUAAUGAGGUACUUAUUGAAAAUUUACAAACUGGUAUCAAAGAUCGGGAUGAAAGAAUUAUUUAUUUGCAACAGCAAGUAGAUGAGUGCAAUGAAGAAAUCCAGCGUAUGAAUUACGUAAUUGCUGAUUACGAAGAAUCUUCAAAUUUGUCUGUAAUUAAAAUAAUGGAAUUGACUGAAGAAGUGUCUAGGGCACGUGGUUUAGAAGAAGCAAUAAGCGAAAUUAAAGCAGAACAUCAGCAGACAGUUGAAAGUCUACAGAAUACGAUAUUAGAAAGUAAGCAAGCAAUUGAUGAAAUUAAAAAUCAACUGAAUGUUAAGGAUGAAGAAAUAGAAGACUUAAAAUAUAUACUUAAUGAAAGCACGUAUCCAGGAAUAAUCCAAGAGCUUCAAAAUAAAAUAGAUACUUUGUAUCAGGAGAAGAAUCAGUUGACACUGGCUUUGAUGAAAAGUAACAAAGACUUGGGGGAAUUGGAAUUGCCUAGUGUGGAUUUGAGUAAAAUAGAGGAAAAAAGUGAAUUAAAAGAUUUGGGAUCCAGUGAAUUAGAUGUCGCGCUUUAUAUGUUACAUCAACGAGAUGUGAGGUGUGAAGAAUUGACUCAUGAGUUGAUGCAGCUGCUAGAAGAACGUGAUACUCUUCAAUUACGGUUAUCUAACGCAAUUCGCGUCAAUGAAGAGCUCAGAAAAUAUUCUCCAGGUACUUCCAAGCCGGAAGAUGAUGCUGAUAGUGUUGCUAGUCAGGAGACAAAUGACGCUGCUUCUGUUUCCUCACAGUCUGAAGUUAAGGGUAAAGAAAUCCUUGCUGAAAAGUUAUCACAAUUACAUAAUGUUGGUCAUCGUAAAGACAUAAGGCUUAAGGACGAACGUGAAUUACGACAUACACAACAAAUGUCAUUAAUUGCUCAUAAAGAAGCGCUUAGUACUUUACCACCAGACGCUGCUGCCAGGCUCAUCAAUGCUAAAUACACUGUCUCACGCGACGUCCAGAGUCAGUCGAGCGUGUUGCUAAAUUGGCUGUGGGGUAAAAGCACACCGAAAGUAGUUCAUAUGUGACAUAAAAAAAGAAAAAUACGUCAGAGAUAACUUGUAUAAUGUAAAAAAAAAACAA
Messenger RNA from Microplitis mediator, 7923 nucleotides. Its product is annotated as putative leucine-rich repeat-containing protein DDB_G0290503. The transcript has 9 exons. The record is from RefSeq and is a predicted model, not a curated record. Lineage: Eukaryota; Metazoa; Arthropoda; Insecta; Hymenoptera; Braconidae. Bases 153 to 7868 code for a protein of 2571 amino acids.